AUGAGUAUACUGACAGAAGUUCCUAUACCGAACCUUUGUUUCGAUGUUCAUUCUGUUAGUCAGCGAGCUUCCGCAAAGCUUGUGCAUCAGAAAAUUUCUAUUAGUGGCCAAUCAGGUAAAAAUGGAAGUCGUGGUAGUGAUGGUGCAUCCGGAACUCCUGGGAAAGAUGGGUCAACUGGUGGGCACGGUGGUAGAGGUAGCACUGGUGAGGAUGGAUCUGCCGGUGAAGUAAGCCAAUCUGGUACAGAUUCUCAGCACGCAAUUGUUCAACUGAACGGAACAGUUGAAAAUUUAAACAUGCAACUAAAAAUGUGUGACAUACUACAUGAUUCCUCUAGACAAGUCUUUGAUAUUAAUCCAAAUCUCACUCAUUGGCUUAAUGAUGUCAACUAUAAUUUUCAAUUAGCGAAAUCGAAGGGAAUCAUUCUUGUACAGGCUGUGGGAGGAAAUGGGGGUAAUGGAGGCGUUGGAGGCAAUGGGGGUGAUGGAGGCCCUGGAGGCAAAGGUGGUGAUGGUUGUGAUGGGAAAGAUGGCUCCAAAUCUUACAACCAAGGUGCUACUGGUAAAAGAGGAGGCGUUGGCGGAGCAGGAGGGAACGGUGGUUGUGGAGGUAAUGGUGGAAACGGUGGAACAGGAGGGAAUGGAGGAAACGCAGGUGCCGGCGGCCAUAUUGUCGAGGGGGGGAUCAAAGGUAAAGCUGGUCUUGGUGGAAAAGGUGGCUCUUAUGGCGUAGGUGGUCGAGGUGGAAAUGGCGGUCAUGGCGGUAGUGGUGGCAGAGGUGGACCGGGUGGUUCUGAUGGUACAGAUAGUGCAGAAGGUCCUCCUGGUAAGCGUGGCAGUUAUGGUCGUGCAGGUACAAAUGGUCCCACUGGUAAUGUUGGUUGUGCUGCAAGUGAUGGUCAUAUCGAAUAUGCUGUAGUAGAUGUGGAUGAUAAAAUCAUUGAAAUAGACCCUGACAAAUAUCAUGCCAGCGUUCUUGGUUACACUAUUACUGAUGAAAACAAUGAUGAAAUCUACGAACCUGACUCAGAUUUUUUUAUUACGGAUGUUAAAUGGACAAACAAUGGUGCAAUGUCCUUGCCCAGUGGAUCCAUAUUAUCAUUUCCAUCUACAAAAUAUAUUUCUAGUGAUAUCACAGACGUUAGUACAUUGGUGGGCGCUAAUAUCAACCAAAUCUUGAUUGACUCUCAUCGAUUUAAAUGCUAUCUGAAUGCUGUACCAACGGUUUCAAUCAACCAACCGUACAUUCAGCCCGUAAAAUUAGUAUCCGAAAUUAACCUGUUGGGUCGUUUAUUUACACAUAGUCAAGUUUCAAUUACUUUAACUUGCCAAUAUCCGGUUCAAAUUAGAAAUAUUCAGAUCACUACUUUUCUGGGUCCUAAUGAACGAGCCAUCAUAGUAUUAGACUUCGCUAACAUCUCCACACGACCAUACGUUACAUGCGCGGGUUCAGCUGGUUCCAUAGAAUUUAUAUUUUAUGCUCAUUCUUUAAUAAAACUUUUACCUGCAACUACAGAGAAUUCGUACUGCAUAACGCCUAAUGGACAUGGUCGCUACAAAAUCAAUGAAGAACUAUCACCUAAAUGUACAAAGACUAUUUGUUUUGAGUUUUGUUUAAAUGCAGAUGCUUCUUACCAACUUUAUGAAAAUUUAUUUUGGAAUGUCGAUCUACUAUUACGUGAUAGACUGAUCGAAAAUCAUACAGGUUACAUUCGAAUUGUACCGGAAUUUAAUCCAAAUAUUAAAACUGAUGUUCUUCUAGUUACGAAUUCUCAAACUAAUCGAGUUGAAUAUCUUGCAUACCAGAAAUUAUUUCAACUAUUCAAAUAUUCCAGUCAAAUGUGGGAUAUUGAAAGAUAUCAAACAUUUCAUCAUCCAGAGAUACAAUGGUUAGCUACAGCAAAUUUGAUUAUUUUUAUUUAUCUAAACCCAAAAUCAACAUUCAAUGUAAUCAAAUCUCAAUUAUUUUUACAGCAUAUGAAUUCUAGUGAGAAUGCUGGUUUUAUUUGUAUUGGUAAUUGUCUACCGAAUGAUUUUGAUUUUGCUCUAUUCGAUUACAAUAAUUCGCAAUUUAUUGAUAACAAACACAAAACUAAAUCUGAAUUUUCAAAUCAUCUUUGGUCCGGCUUUGGAUGCAAGCAGCCUGAUGGUGAGAUAUUGAAUGCGAUGGCCAACAAACUUAGAACAGACUAUGAGAAACGAGAAGAUCAUAAGUUUUUGUAUCAAACAGUCUACGAUGAUACAACAGAUGUAUGUUCUCAACAUUGUAUGACCGUUGUUUACGGUACAAAAUAUGUGUAUAAAUCUACAUUGGACUUCCAAGUCGGUAAUCGAUUAAUUUUGAUCAAUAGUGAGUCUCCUUUGUUAGCCAUUAGCCAUUUACCAUUCAAAGUGCAAACUCGAUUGAACAGGAACCAACUGAAUGAACUUAUUUCUUCUCAUGAAUAUGAAAUUGGUAUUAAUGAAAUAGAUAACACAGCACAGCUCGAAGAAAGUAUCAUUCAAGAUAAAAUUCAUCUUGAUUCACAGCUUGCUAGAUUAUUAUGUGCGAUAUUAUUUUAUCAAGGGUUUGAAAAAUCUCUUAUGAUGAUUAGUGAAAAAUAA
Rotaria sp. Silwood2 is the source of this 2604-nucleotide messenger RNA. The record is from the annotation of a GenBank genome assembly. NCBI's taxonomy places the organism in Eukaryota, Metazoa, Rotifera, Eurotatoria, Philodinida, Philodinidae.